UCAUCUGCAGCGUCAUAGAGAGAGACAUAGGAACUGAGCCAGAGUCUCUCAUUCAUAAAAAAAAAAGUGACUUCAUUCAUAAAAGCUGCUCAGUUGAUCCAUGCCUCAGAGAGAAAACCCUGGAUGCCCGGUAAACUGACUGUAAAAGUGUUCAGUCUGGAGGUAUGAGACUUUACUCGGCAUGACUGCAGCGGAGCAGACAGGAUUGUAAUCUACACAGGACAGACCCAGACCGGUGAGGUGUUCCAGUGCCCUGAUUAUGCGAGAGCAAACCAUACUCAAGUUCAAACCACAGACAGGACUUCUACCAGGCAUGCUGAAACGCACCAAAUACAGCCCACUGCGUAACGACUCCUUGACCUCUUUGGAGGAUCGCCCUGAAAGAUUGCUACCCUCAAAGAGGGACCUUUCCCUAGACUCUGAUUUUGCUCAGCUUGAUCCCGGGACUCCAUCUCCCCAUGGAUCAUCCACCCUGAGGAACUUCAUGCCCCGUGUGGCCAGCAUCCGGCUGCAAAGUCCAAACUGCCUGAGGAGAGUCCUGAAGGGACAAGCGAACACAAUCAGAACUGUCAGUAAACGGGACGACAGAGCAGAUUGGAGCUCUUCCCUCGGUGGGUCCUUCUCCUCUGGACCAGACCCGAUUCACCCGGCUCUCCUCUCCACAAGGCGUCCCAUCACACUGCACCAGAUGGCCAGCCUCUCCUGCGCCCCGUGCUCGCAGCAAAGUGACGGGCUCUGCCGCUUGAAGACAGUAGACGACUGUGCAGUGGUGAGGACAUCGAACAAAGCAGUUCACCAUCACGUGAAGUACAUGGGUAGCGUGGAAGUGGUCCAGUCCAUGAGGACACUCGACGUUGAUACAAGAAUGCAAGUCACACGGGAGGCAAUUAGCAGACUGUGUGAGAGGACUUCAGUGAAAUCUUUGCUGAGAACUAAGAGGCCUCCGUGUAAAGGGAUUUCUGCUGUUUUGGGUCAGAUCAACAUGCAGUUUUCUGGGAGCAGAGCCAUCCUGACAGUGUCCACAGACAGUUUGUCUCUGAUCACAGCCUCCAACUUACAGAUGAUUGUCAACCAUCCCAUGCAGGGCAUUUCAUUUGCCUCCGGAGGAGACCCAGACAUGUCAGACUAUAUUGCAUACGUUGCGAAGGACGUCAUUAAUAAUAGAGAGUGCCAUAUCAUGGAGUGUCCCCAAGGUCGGGCCGGUGAAAUUAUCAGCACCAUCGGGCUGGCCUUUGAGACGCGCUUCCGGCAGCUUCUCAGCCAGACAUCAACGCUCCUCUCCCCAAGGUCUGUGGUUAGGAUAUGUCCAAGAUGGAGCCCCAAAGAGGCAUCAGUGGAGCAAAAGACCAAGCAGAAGGAAGAGGUCACCGAGCAGCCGGACUACUAUAACGUCACCACGGGAAAAAACUUUUUUUCACUGGUUGGCGGCAAAGAGGGCAAGCAGGUGUCAAAGGAGGAGAAGAAACAGGAGCCUGAUAUUCAGGAGGUCUGCUUGUCUCGGCCGGUUUCGCUCCAUGACUACUCAGUCAGAGAAGAAACUUCAGCUCCAUCUGCAGACUCUGUGCAGUGUGAUGACAGUGGAGAACAACACCCUCCCCUCUUCGACACCCCAGUCCAGAGCUUAAUUUACCAGGAAGUCUGGUUCCACGGCAGGCUGGACAGAGAAAAGGCAGAGUCUCUCCUCACCUGCAGCGGGGAUUUCCUGGUCAGAGAAAGCAGCUCGGCCUCCGGUCAAUACGUCCUCAGUGGGAUGGAGGGCGCCACUGUGCGACAUAUACUGCUGGUGGAUUCACACGGGCAGGUGCGAACACGGGACCAGGUGUUCCAGAGCAUCGGUCACCUGGUCCAAUUCCACAUGGAGAAGCAGACGCCCAUCUUCUCUGGAAGCAGCAAGCUGCGUCUGAAGCAGCCGAUCCUGCAAUCACAGUAACACCGAGAGACUACGAAAUGUAAAUACAAGAUUCGAGCCCCAAAAAUGAAAAAAAAAAAGUUUUUUAAAAAUCAACAAAUAAAUAAGGUUCAUCGUCACAUUUAGCAGCCUGAUAAAAUUAAACAAACUGUAAAUUCACAAGUUCAGAAUUACAGUGAGCUGUGACUUUUUGAGGGGCGGAAAAAUGCGUGUACAGUUCUUGAGCUAACUUCCUGUCCAUUUGUUUCUGUCCGUCAUGAGUAAAUUGUCAGCCCCUCCGUCCCACAUUGAGAGCAGCUGCUCGCCUGCGGAACAUCCGGCCUCCUCCAUGCAGACUUUGCUGGCCUUUACUCGAAGUUUAAGCACAAUCUCUGCUGCCUGGAGGAAAUGACCAGAAUGCUGGUUUACU
Xiphophorus hellerii (green swordtail) is the source of this 2318-nucleotide messenger RNA. RefSeq names its product SHC-transforming protein 3. The transcript has 14 exons. Gene Ontology annotation, molecular function: receptor tyrosine kinase binding. The coding region runs from base 260 to 1930 and encodes 556 amino acids. The record is from RefSeq and is a predicted model, not a curated record. Gene Ontology annotation, biological process: cell surface receptor protein tyrosine kinase signaling pathway; intracellular signal transduction. Gene Ontology annotation, cellular component: plasma membrane. NCBI's taxonomy places the organism in Eukaryota, Metazoa, Chordata, Actinopteri, Cyprinodontiformes, Poeciliidae.